CGUGAAGAUAGAGCUUUUAAACACACAGGAGGUGUCACGCGUGUCUUUUUGGAAAGGAGAGAAGCCUUUCUCCUGCUCGACGCGCAUCCCUCUCUCCCGCUGCGUUGAAGAGGGCGGGGGAGGAGUGCGCACGCUGUAGUUGGCUAGCCACUCUGCACCUCGCAGCGAUAGGGGCUGUUCGGAGUUGGGGCUGCUCCAUCGGCUUUCUCCGCCCCUCCCCCUCUUCUUUUCUCCCCUCUCUUCCCCGCCCCCCUCCACCCCCCUCUCCUCUCCAGAAUUCCCUGGCUGGAGUACGCGUGCGCCUGUUCUGCUCCUGGGCGAGCGCGAGCUUGGGCUCGCACCCCACUCCCCUAACCCCGCCCGCUCUUUACCUACCGGCUGUAGCUGGCCCGGUGGGCUCGCGGGAGACGCUCGCGCGCGCACGCGCACACAACGCGGAGCGGAGCUCGAGACACCGAGGAGGGGAGUAAGAAGCAUCCGAGGAGGCGAUAGAGGAGGAGGCGGUGUGUGUAUAUGUGUGUGUUCUACGGUGUGGCUCGUCGAGGGGCGAGCGGAGGCUGGAAAGAGGGCGAGGGAGAAGCGAAAAGAGUCCGUGAGAGCCUCUGAUCUGGUUGCUAUGGAAACAUACGACUAAAUAAACGGAAGUCCAUUCUGAUACCUGAGAUGUAACUGGACUAAAGAGUGGAACAGGAAAAAUUUUAGUGCCAACCUCAAUUACAAUGGCUACUGAUUCAGGAGAACCAGCUAGCACAGAAGAUUCUGAGAAACCUGAUGGAGUUUCAUUGGAAGACAUAGCUCCUCAGCUUGCAGCAACUUUGACAGUGGAAGCUAGACUAAAAGAAAAAAAGAGUACCUUUUCUGCUUCUGGGGAAACUAUAGAAAGAAAGAGAUUUUUCCGAAAGAGUGUUGAGAUGAUGGAAGAUGAUAAAGUUGCUGCAUCUUCCUCCAAAGAUGAGAGAAUGAAGACCACAGCAAAUAUUCCAAGAGUAGAAAAGCUUCCUACAAAUGUGCUAGGAGGUGGACAAGAAGUUAAAUACGAACAGUGUUCAAAGGCAACUUCAGAGUUCUCAAAAGAAUGUCUCAAGGAGAAAAAUGAAAAAGAAAUGGAAGAAGAAGCAGAAAUGAAGGCUGUGGCUACUUCUCCUAGUGGCAGGUUCCUGAAAUUCGACAUAGAGUUGGGAAGAGGAGCAUUUAAAACAGUAUAUAAAGGAUUGGACACUGAAACAUGGGUUGAGGUUGCUUGGUGUGAGCUGCAGGAUCGGAAAUUAACCAAAGCUGAGCAGCAAAGGUUCAAGGAAGAAGCAGAAAUGUUAAAGGGUCUCCAACAUCCCAAUAUAGUUCGAUUUUAUGAUUCCUGGGAGUCUAUAUUAAAAGGAAAGAAAUGUAUUGUAUUGGUGACUGAACUUAUGACAUCAGGAACUUUAAAGACGUACUUAAAACGAUUUAAAGUCAUGAAACCAAAGGUCUUAAGGAGCUGGUGCAGGCAAAUUUUAAAGGGGUUGCAGUUCUUGCACACUAGGACUCCUCCCAUUAUUCACCGGGAUCUGAAGUGUGACAAUAUUUUCAUCACGGGACCCACUGGAUCUGUGAAGAUUGGUGAUCUAGGCCUAGCCACCUUAAUGCGAACAUCAUUUGCUAAGAGUGUCAUUGGGACUCCUGAGUUUAUGGCCCCAGAGAUGUAUGAAGAACACUACGAUGAAUCUGUAGAUGUCUAUGCUUUUGGAAUGUGUAUGCUGGAAAUGGCUACUUCAGAGUACCCUUAUUCUGAGUGCCAGAAUGCAGCUCAAAUAUACCGUAAAGUAACUAGCGGCAUAAAACCAGCCAGUUUCAAUAAAGUCACUGAUCCUGAAGUGAAAGAAAUCAUUGAAGGAUGUAUUCGCCAAAACAAAUCAGAAAGGUUGUCUAUCAGGGACCUACUAAACCACGCAUUUUUUGCUGAGGAUACAGGACUGAGGGUGGAGUUAGCAGAGGAAGAUGACUACUCAAAUUCAUCCCUGGCUUUAAGACUCUGGGUUGAAGACCCUAAAAAAUUGAAAGGCAAGCACAAAGACAAUGAAGCUAUUGAAUUCAGUUUCAAUUUAGAAACAGAUACAUCUGAGGAAGUAGCAUAUGAAAUGGUCAAGUCAGGAUUCUUCCAUGAAAGUGAUUCCAAAGCUGUUGCUAAGUCCAUUAGAGACCGGGUCACCCUGAUAAAGAAGACAAGGGAGAAGAAGCCAGCUUCUUCUUGUUUGGAAGAACGCAGGGAUUCUCAGUGCAAGUCUGCAGGGAAUGUACUCCCUCAGCCCCAGAAUACAACUUUGCCUCCUGCUCCUGCUCAGCACACUGGGGCUGAAUGUGAAGAAACUGAAGUUGAUCAACAUGUUCGACAACAGCUUCUACAAAGAAAACCACAGCAGCACUGCUCCUCUGUUACAGGUGACAAUUUGUCUGAGGCAGGAGGUGGAUCUGCUAUACACUCAGAUACUUCAAGUCAGCCCAGUAUAGCCUAUUCCUCAGACCAGAUGAUGGGCUCUCAAGUGGUUUCCAACAUUCCACAGGCUGAAAUAAAUGUUCCAGGGAUGAUUUAUCCAUCCCAGCAGCUAGUAGGACAUUACCAGCAGAUUUCAGGGUUGCAACAGCAGCCAAAGCUGACUCAGCCCCACGUUUUGCCUUUGGUUCAAGGUCAGUCCACUGUUUUGCCUGUACAUGUCCUUGGACCUCCGGUUGUCUCACAACCCCAGGUUUCCCCAUUAACUGUCCAGAAAGUCUCACAGAUAAAGCCUUUAUCCCAGGCAGUUGGAAUUGAACAAGCAACUCUUCUAAAACCGGAUUUAGUUAGAAGUUUGAAUCCUGAUGUGGCAGCUGUGAAGGAAAACAUCAAUACCCCUGAUAACCCAUGUGGAAAUGGCAAACAAGAUCGGAUCAAACAAAGAAGAGCUUCCUGUCCUCGACCAGAGAAGGGGACUAAAUUCCAACUUACUGUCCUUCAGGUUUCAGUAUCUGGAGACAAUAUGGUGGAGUGUCAACUGGAGACACACAACAACAAGAUGGUCACCUUCAAGUUUGAUGUUGAUGGUGAUGCACCAGAGGAUAUUGCAGACUAUAUGGUUGAAGAUAACUUUGUGCUAGAAAGUGAGAAAGAAAAAUUUGUAGAAGAAUUGAGGGCUAUUGUAGGUCAAGCCCAGGAGAUCCUUCAUGUCCACUCUGCUGCAGAUAGAGCCACUGGAAUUGACUCCAUUACUGUGGAAUCCAACAAUAGCCAAACAGGAUCAUCCGAACAAGUACAGAUAAAUUCUGCAUCCACUCAAACCAGCAAUGAAUCUGCUCCACAGUCAUCCCCAGUUGGUCGGUGGCGAUUUUGUAUCAAUCAAACAAUAAGAAACCGUGAGGCUCAAUCUCCUCCUUCUCUUCAGCAGUCCAUGUCUACAGUUCCUGGGCUAUCUCUUCUUCCUGGUCCAAGAACCACAAGUAAUAAGGAAAUAUCACAGGACACACUGCCCACUCUAGAAAGUAAUCCAUGCCAGCGUGUACUUUUUGCCUCCAAAUCAGAACUCAAGGAUGUAGUUGAUGGUAAGAUUUCUGAAUAUGCCAGUGUAGAAACUAAGCAGCCAGCUAUAUUUUAUCGAGUGGAGGAUGACAGGCAGAUAAUGGCACCAGUUACUAGUAGUUCAAGUUAUGCUGCUACUUCAGUUUGUGCAGUUCCAGUUGAAUGUGAGGGACUCACCAACCAAGCAGGCAUAUUUCUACCUGUAUAUCCAUGUCACCAAGCUGCCAGUCAGGCCGAUGUACUUAUGGUCCCUCCUGGCGAGUCAACUCAGAUUGCUGGUAACUCUCUUACAACUCUGGCAUUUAUGUCUGAUCAAAAGCCUCAAUCCUUAGCAGUGCAGCAGCCAACUAUGGAUGCAGAGUUUAUUUCCCAAGAAGGAGAAACCACAAUGAACACUGAAGCAAGUUCUCCUAAGAUGGUCAUUCCCACUCAGACCCCUGGCCUUGAACUGACUACCCUUCUACCCUCUACUAUCCUGGAAUCAGAUGGGGAAGGACCUCCAAAAAUGGAGUUUGCAGACAACCGAAUUAAAACUCUGGAUGAAAAAUUAAGAAACUUGCUCUAUCAGGAGCAUAGCAUAUUUAGCAUCUGUCCUGAGAGUCAGAAGGAUACCCAAAGCAUAGACUCUCCAUUUUCUUCCUCUGCUGAAGAUACGCUCUCAUGUCCAGUGCCAGAAGUCAUAGGCAUCAGUCACAGUGGAAUUCAAGAUAGUCCUGCACAGUCCCCUAAUUUUCAGCAGACAGGCUCUAAGAUUCUGUCUAAUGUGGCUGCAAGUCAGCCUGCUAACAUAUCAGUAUUCAAAAGGGACCUGAAUGUGAUAACUUCUAUACCCAGCGAAUUAUGUUUACAUGAGAUGUCCCCAGAUGCUUCACUUCCAGGGGAUCCAGAGGCCUAUCCUGCUGCUGUGUCAAGCGGUGGAGCCAUUCAUCUGCAGACAGGAGGUGGAUAUUUUGGCCUAAGCUUUACUUGUCCUAGUCUCAAAAGUCCUAUUAGCAAGAAAUCCUGGACUCGCAAAUUAAAAAGCUGGGCAUACAGGCUACGGCAGUCAACCAGCUUUUUCAAGAGAUCAAAAGUCCGUCAAGUGGAAACAGAAGAUAUGAGAUCAGCAGUUGCUCCUGACCCCAUUCCUCUGACAGGAGAGUCCACGGCUGAUACUAGGGCUUUGAGUAGAUGUAAAGUGAUGAGUGGAUCAUUUCAGCGGGGCCGGUUCCAGGUGAUUACAGUUCCUCAGCAGCAGUCAGUGAAAAUGACAUCUUUUGGAAUAGAACACACACCAGCAUUCAAUAAAAUGACAACCCAUUCUAGUGAAGAAGCUCUAGCCUUUACAGACAGAGCAAAGUCUCAAUUAGUGGAAAUGGAACCUUCCACGCACAAUCCACAAACUUCACUUUCUUCUCAGAAGUUACAAGCUCCUCAUGAAACCUUCAAAGAAGGUAAAAGAAUUCCCAAACAAGGUGACAACUUCUCAUCUUUCAGCACAGCUUAUGAGACUGAUGUAUCUUCAAUGACCCCAGAAAAAGAAUUGGAAGAGAACUCAGCCACGGGAAGUAGUAUGCAUUCUGGACUUGAACUGUUGCUUAAAGAGAGAGAUAUUCUUACUGCUGGGAAACAGCCUAGCUCUGAUAGUGAAUUUUCAGCCACUCUUGCUGGCAGAGGGAAAUCAAUGGCAAAGACUGGUCCAGAGAGUGAUCAGUGCUUACCACUCCGUGAAGAAAAAGCCUGUGCUCAAACACACAGCUCACUCUUCUAUUCACCAUCUUCUCCAAUGAGCAGUGAUGAUGAGUCAGAAAUAGAGGAUGAGGAUUUGAAGGUGGAGCUUCAAAGAUUACGAGAAAAACACAUUCAGGAGGUGGUAAAUCUUCAAACCCAGCAGAAUAAGGAGCUGCAGGAGCUCUAUGAACGCCUUCGGGCAAUUAAAGAUAGCAAAAGCCAAUCAUCAGAGGUUCCUCUGCCACCUUCAUCACCACGUAGACCAAGAUCUUUCAAAAGCAAAGUUCGUAGCCGCCCCCAGUCCUUGACACAUGUGGACAGUGGCGCAGCUGCUACAGAUCCAGUGUGUGUGGAAAGUAAUGUAGCAUCAUGCCAACAAUCUCCAGCUAGUAAAAAAGGGAUGUUCACGGAUGACUUACAUAAACUGGUGGAUGACUGGACAAAGGAAACAGUAGGAAAUUCUCUUAUUAAGCCAAGUUUAAACCAACUCAAACAGAGUCAACACAAACUAGAGGCAGACAACUGGAACAAAGUAUAUGAAAAUACUCCAUCUACUAUGGGCUACACACCAACAUGGAUUUCUUCACUGUCCCAAAUCCGUGGAGCUGUCCCAACCUCCUUGCCACAAGGACUCCCACUCCCUUCAUUUCCUGGGCCAUUAUCAUCAUAUGGAAUGCCCCAUGUUUGUCAGUAUAAUGCUGUGGGGGGGCCAGGGUACCCAGUACAGUGGGUAGGAAUUUCAGGAACACCGCAACAGUCUGUAGUAAUUCCUACUCAAUCUGGGGGACCAUUCCAGCCGGGAAUGAAUUUACAGGCGUUUCCAUCUUCAUCAGUGCAAAAUCCAUCCACGAUCCCUCCUGGCCCCAAAUGAAUCAGAGUAGAUAAUGAAGAAAAGGGAGAUUUUUUUCAGAAUUAUUUUCAGGACACCUAAGAUACUAAACGUUCUUCUUCUUGGGUUCUGCCAUAUUUUCCCUUAUUUGAGUUUACUUUCCAGUGUAUUUUUUUUUGUUCCAUUGUGGUAUUUUAUAUAGCUCAUCAUUCUGUAGAACUGUGCAGCCUGUACAUAGAAUACUGCACACAGAAAUGUUUUUUCACUUCAAAUCCUAUCCUCUUUGAUACUUGAUUUUUUAAAAAUACCGUUCAGAAUGCUUUAAUAAGCUCAGCUUGAGCAUUACCAUUUCCAGGACACUUUCCAUGAAUUGCUGAGAAGCCCCCAUUUUUUACUGCUGCUAUCUGCAGCUGGAUGAUACUUUAAAAUGUAUAAAAACUAUUUAAAUUUAUAUUCCCCAAACAUGGAUGAAGUGAGACCCUCCAACAGCCGGAGUCUUAUGGGAUUCUUCACAUGUUUAUCUUAGGUUUACCUUUCACAGAAGGCAGGGUAACUUGCUGCAGGAAAUGUUUUGGUAUAUAAAAUUAGAAUAACUUUGUCAACCAAUAUAGACCAUGAGCCCUUUUUAAUGUGAUUUUCUUCCCGUCGUCACAGCAGGAGGAGUGAAGCCUUGUUUUAGGUGAGGCGGAGAGAAAGGAAAAAACAGAACUGUAACAGUUCCUUGAUUCUGCAGAUACUGUAGCUGCUUUAGGGUUUCAAUAGUAAUUCAAAGCAGCUAUCUCCUUGUUUCUCAUGUGCACACUACAUUGUUUUUGAGCAUCUGAGAGGCAUUGGUUUGGCUUGCAUUCUUUUGCAAGGGAUAUAUUGCAGCUGAUAUGAAUCUCAUUUUGGGGGAAUCUUUGUAUUCCUAACAAAGAGGAUUCAAGUUACACCUCUAUUGAUCCAUUUUUCUGAAGUAGAAUGUACUUGACACAGUAGGUUGUAGGUUUUGAGACUUACACAUGAAACACUGGCUUUACAGGGUUCUAAGAUUGUGGGGUAUACACUGUCCUGCAGUGAGAUAGUAGACCCUCGAAGGACACUAUUUAAGUUGCCCUUAGCUUUUUCUUUCUUCUUUUUUUUUGGGAUUGCCAUUUUUUUAGUUGUUAUAAUUUCUCGUUAGUAUAUAUAGCAUCCUAGAUGAUUUUAGAUCUUAGAUGAUUUUGGCAGCCUCUUUAGAAUCUGAGAGAGAUUACUGUCAAGUUGCACUUUACUGGGUUUUAUCCAGUUUUAGGAGGAGGUGAGGCAAUGUCAAAAUAUACACUUUUGGUUUUCAAGAAGGCUAACUAUAAUAAUCUUAAAAGGCUGGUCACAGAGUUACCUAAUGCUUAGUCUGUGAAACCCAAAUAGAAUUCUUAAAUGGUAUUAAUCAACUACCACAUAUACAUUAAAAUGCUUUCCACUCUGAAAAUUUCAAGGUCAUUUCUAGUACACAUUUACCUGAUAAUGAGUUCUGUCUACUGGUAAACAUUCCAAAUUUCCACCCAACAUUUCUUUUGACAGAUUUUCCUCCAUGUUCCUCUAAAAUUUUUACCCCAUGAGCUUGCCAGGUAAUGAGGAAAACUUUUUUUUUUUUUUGCAUAGUCUACUUUGUGACAUUCAGUACCCUUUUUCAAAAAAUGUGUCUGAUAUUGCUUACCUGAGGAUCACACUAAUCAUCAUAAAGAUUCUGUCACUAUCCUUUGGGGUGUCUAAGGCAGCAUUUUCAGAAUUGCUGUUGAUAAGAGCCACAGUUUCUUUUCAUAAAACAUACUCUGGUUUGGGUGAGUCUUUCUAAAUCUUAUGUACAGAUUCUUCAAAUUUCUUCUACAGUAUUGGUUUGCAAGUUGCAGUGAUUUUAGGAAAUUAGUGUAAUGCAAAUGCUUGCAUUGCAGUGUUUUCCAUGUGUACAAAAACAAUGCACCUAAAAUCCGUAAUUCUUUAAAACUGCUCGUGUUUCAUUAUAAGAGUUGGCUUUGUGUAAUUACAUUAAGACUUACAACCUAUAAAGUGAAAAUCCUGCAGGUUUUAAGAUCCCUUCCUCACUAGAUGUAAUCCUUUUAAACAGUGUACCCCAGGAUGAAAAAACCUCCAUGGAUGACAUGCACAAUUACAUUUAUUAAUGGCUGCUCUACAUCAAAUGUCCCACAUUUUGCCACCACCUCUGUUUUAUGUAUAAUUCAUUGUUCAUUUGCCUGCAGACUUUUGCAGUGCCUUGUAAUGUUGAGAAUCUUUUCAGAUUUUUUGCUGGAAAGAAAAGUAGUCUUCUAAAGUUUGAAGAUGGUGAAUAGUGUACUGCUGUCUCCAUGCUGACUGCAGUAGUUGGGUUAACAUAUGUUAUGUAUACAUGAUGUAUAUGUAACAUGUAUAAGUUUAAAAAUACAGAAAAAAGUGGGU
Ailuropoda melanoleuca (giant panda) is the source of this 8480-nucleotide messenger RNA. It is a transcript of the gene WNK3, whose product is annotated as WNK lysine deficient protein kinase 3. The coding region runs from base 720 to 6107 and encodes 1795 amino acids. Lineage: Eukaryota; Metazoa; Chordata; Mammalia; Carnivora; Ursidae. Gene Ontology annotation, biological process: protein phosphorylation. The record is from RefSeq and is a predicted model, not a curated record. Gene Ontology annotation, molecular function: ATP binding; protein serine/threonine kinase activity. The transcript has 23 exons.